Dovyalis caffra is the source of this 1560-nucleotide messenger RNA. The record is from the annotation of a GenBank genome assembly. NCBI's taxonomy places the organism in Eukaryota, Viridiplantae, Streptophyta, Magnoliopsida, Malpighiales, Salicaceae.
AUGGAGACCAAGCCAAAACUACACGUCGUUCAAGCCUUAAAGCUACUAUUUUUUCUCUUCACUGUCCACUCUCUCUUCUUCUUCCCUUUCGCACUCUCUGAAAUCUUCUUUGAAGAACGUUUUGAAGAUGGAUGGAAAGAUAGAUGGGUUUUAUCAGACUGGAAAAGAAGUGAAGGCAAAGCUGGUACUUUCAAGUACACAGCAGGGAAAUGGCCUGGUGAUCCGGAUGAUAAAGGCAUUCAAACCUUUAAAGAUGCUAAGCAUUUUGCUAUAUCUGCAAAGAUAUCACCUGAGUUUAGUAACAGGAAUAGGACUUUAGUGGUUCAGUAUUCUAUUAAGUUUGAGCAAGAUAUUGAGUGUGGUGGUGGUUACAUUAAGCUGCUUUCUGGUUAUGUUAAUCAGAAGAAAUUUGGUGGUGAUACUCCCUAUAGUUUUAUGUUUGGACCUGAUAUGUGUGGGACACAAACAAAGAAGCUUCAUGUUAUAUUGUCGUAUCAAGGACAGAAUUAUCCCAUCAAGAAGGAUUUGCAAUGCGAAACUGAUAAGUUGACUCAUUUCUAUACAUUUAUACUUAGGCCUGAUGCAUCUUAUAGUGUGUUGGUUGAUAAUAGAGAGAGGGAAUCAGGAACCAUGUAUACAGAUUGGGAUAUACUUCCUCCGCCGAAAAUUAAAGAUACUAAAGCAAAGAAGCCGGCAGACUGGGAUGAUAGAGAAUAUAUUGAGGACCCUAAUGAUGUCAAACCAGAGGGGUAUGAUUCUAUCCCCCGGGAGAUUCCUGAUCCUAAGGCUAAAGAGCCUGAUGAUUGGGAUGAAGAAGAGGAUGGAAUAUGGAGGCCACCAAAGAAACCGAAUCCAGCUUACAAAGGACCAUGGAAAAGAAAGAAAAUCAAGAACCCCAACUAUAAGGGAAAAUGGAAGACUCCAUGGAUUGAUAACCCAGAGUUUGAAGAUGAUCCUGACCUUUAUGUGCUGAAGCCCAUAAAAUAUGUGGGUAUUGAAGUUUGGCAGGUGAAGGCUGGGUCAAUUUUUGACAAUAUAUUGAUCUGUGAUGAUCCACAAUAUGCAAGAGAAGUUGUAGAAGAAGUUUUUCAGAAUAGAGAGAUUGAAAAAGAUGCUCUUGAGGAAGCAGAGAAAGUGAAGAAAGCUCGAGAAGACGAGGAAGCUCAAAGAGCAAGGGAGGAAGGUGAAAAGAGGAGGAAAGAAAGGGGCUACAGGAAGCCUCGUAGAAGGCACGAUCCUCGGGAUUACUUGGAUGAUUACCAUGUAAGCAUAUAUUUGGCACUCUCUCUCCAAGUGGUAAAAGAUCAAGGGAUGAACUCUAAGUUAUCCAAGCCUGGUCCCAACUGUGUCUUACAAUUGAAAGAGACUACCAAGUUUCAGAUUUCUGAAGUCAGCAUUUUUCUGUCUGAAGCAUGUGAUGUGAUGAUGUUGUAUCUCCUGUUGUAUUGCUGUUGUUGUAACGUUAGAGACCCACCAGGGCCACCGCCACCAACAAAUAAGCUUGCCCUAGUUGACUUGCCAAUACAGCCAUUAAGGUUUUCCUGGGUUCUCAUUACUUGA